Molecule: messenger RNA, 672 nt
Organism: Portunus trituberculatus (swimming crab)
Lineage: Eukaryota; Metazoa; Arthropoda; Malacostraca; Decapoda; Portunidae
Exons: 2
Coding region: 1-672 (223 amino acids)
Source: RefSeq, a predicted model, not a curated record
AUGGCCUCCCCUGAGCUGACCAAACAAAGGGUCAAUCCCCACACCACUGUUACUGCCUCCACUCCUACAGACUCGCCAUCCUUGUCUCCAGGCCUGCAGAACGCCAUGGAUACUGACGCUGUCCCUCACACUUUCUCGUCUAAGCCGGGUGCUUCCCGUCGCCAUGUGAGCUUUCCUGAAGGGCACGGCAAGACUCUAGCCCAACUUUACGAAUGGUUCAUGGCGCUGCUCAAACAACACCCAUCCUUGGAACCACUCAUAAGGGAAGGUAGGCACAGGCCGUACCUGAUGGUCAACUCUUGGUCGGCAGCAUACAACAUGUUGGUGAAGGAGGGCUUCCUCGGUCUCACCAUGACCCCAGUGGACCCCGAUGCCCGGCAGCAGAUGGUCAUCGUUCGUGGCGUGUCUACCACCAUCAAUGUUGACCUUGUCACGCCAGAGGCCUUCCUUUGGCUCAAGAGGAGUGUCGUCACAGGCCUGCAGAACGCCAUGGAUACUGACGCUGUCCCUCACACUUUCUCGUCUAAGCCGGGUGCUUCCCGUCGCCAUGUGAGCUUUCCUGAAGGGCACGGCAAGACUCUAGCCCAACUUUACGAAUGGUUCAUGGCGCUGCUCAAACAACACCCAUCCUUGGAACCACUCAUAAGGAAGGUAGGCACAGGCCGUACCUGA